Molecule: messenger RNA, 1616 nt
Organism: Gossypium raimondii (Peruvian cotton)
Lineage: Eukaryota; Viridiplantae; Streptophyta; Magnoliopsida; Malvales; Malvaceae
Exons: 1
Coding region: 217-1446 (409 amino acids)
Biological process (GO): defense response
Source: RefSeq, a predicted model, not a curated record
UUCAUUUUGCCUUUAUUUUCUCAUCACUGAUUCAUUUUUCUCUCUGCCAUUGUUGUCGUCGAACAUGGCUGACGACGACAAAGGGCCGGAGUUUGGAUAUUAAUUGUAUGAAUAACUUUAGCCGCGACAAAGGAAAUUCCAAAAAAAGGAAAGAAGGAACAAACAUUAACAGGUUCUUCAUUGUUUUCUUUUUUUGUCCUUCCUUGUUGUGUAAUCAUGAGUACUUUGGCACCAUUCCAGCUAUUGGAACUCAAUGUCAUCUCUGCCCAAGAUUUGAAACCGGUAUGUCGUCGUAAAAUGCGAACCUACGCGGUGGCUUGGGUGCAUUCGGAGCGAAAACUUUCAACCCGAAUUGACACCCAAGGCCACACCAACCCCACAUGGAACGAUAAGUUCGUUUUCCGCGUCGAUGAUGAGUUCCUCUAUAGCGAUACGUCUACUUUAAUGAUCGAAAUCUAUGCGGUGCAUUGGUUCCGUGACAUCCAUGUAGGGACCGUUCGGGUUCUUGUUCAGAACCUUAUCCCACCGGUUUCUCAAACGCGCAACCGCCAAGAGCUCCAACUGGGGAUGAGAUUCGUGGCGUUUCAGGUUUGGAGACCGUCGGGUCGGCCUCAAGGGAUUUUGAACAUUGGGGCGGCAUUGCUCGAUAGCUCAAUGAGGAGCAUGCCUUUGUAUUUUCAAAUGGGAUCGUCGGCGGUCGGGUAUCGACAUUUGAUGGGCGAGGAAGAUGCGUUUCAAAGCUCGAAUGUCAAGCCUCUUUCGAGCACAAAAAGCCAUACCAAUAACCAUCAGUUUUUGGUUAAUGGGUUGAUCAAACCCGAGCUUCGACGAACUAAGAGUGAUUCAAGUUCGCUUUUCGAGCCAGAAUUAAGGCCCAGAAGAUCGAUGAAAGGAUCAUCGGUUGUCAAUGGUGGGUCAGUUGUUAACGGAUCGGAGAUUGGCAAAAACAACUACAAGGUUAAUUCUAGGGGAAGUUCGAUGGUCAAUUAUGUGUUCGACAAAAGUACUGACAGAAAGAGAAAACCAAGUCCUACAAAGGGCAUCAAUGGCCCAAAGUUGAUAUCACCACCAGGGAAGUCACCAAGUGGGUUAACGGGUGGGCGGAAAAUUUGGACCGAUUCGGAAUUGGGUCCAUCGCCAUCAGAAGUGGCGGCUGCGGUGCUGAGGAACAAGAACCGUAAAAUGGAAGAGAUGGAGAGUUCGGUGGGCGAAGGAUGGAGUUUAGAUGGAAGCAUGGAAGGGCUCGAUUCGAAACUCGAACGGUGGAGAACCGAACUCCCACCGGUUUAUGACUCAAGUAAUGAAUUUUCGAGCUUCCUUUCUAGUCAGACUCCGACAACGGCAACCAAAAAGUCGAGACAUUCAAGAAGACGUGCUCACAAAAAAGGGCUGUUUUCAUGUUUCGGAAACAUUUGUGGUUGCGAAAUCUCGGUUACUUGCGGCUGAAGUUAUUGAAAGCGAGAGUAUUUUGCUUCGGUUGAUGAAUUCACGUCAUAUUUGAUUAAUAUGAUAAUAUUUAUAAUACUAAUGUUUGGGUAAAUUACAUGUAUAGUCAUCCAACUACGAGAGUGUUUCUAUUUUGGUCACCAACAUAAAUUAUUUUUUCAAUUUAGUCA